Ruditapes philippinarum (Manila clam) is the source of this 2159-nucleotide messenger RNA. RefSeq lists its product as uncharacterized. The record is from RefSeq and is a predicted model, not a curated record. Lineage: Eukaryota; Metazoa; Mollusca; Bivalvia; Venerida; Veneridae. The transcript has 3 exons. The coding region runs from base 426 to 1742 and encodes 438 amino acids.
GCGUGAAUAGGAACUUUUAUCUCACAAAGCCAAAUGGACAAAAAUCCAUUUGUUUUGUUACUGUUGGAAAUGAAUAGUUGUUUAAUAUUUUUGCGUUCAUGUGCGUCAGCGUAAUUAGUUAUAAUUAGAGUUUUUUGGACCAAGUUAUAUAAAUUGAACACGUGUCUUGUAACUUUUGAGUGGUUAGUUACUAAGUAUUGGAUAUACUUUAUGGUUUGAAGUGCUGUGGAAAAUACUUUAAAGAUAAUCGACGGUGAUAUUUGGAGUAGUUAUUGUCACACUUGUUACUUUUAUGUGGUUUAUACCAUUCCACCCAAAAUGGACCAAUAAAUUUAAUAGCAAUAUGUCGAAAAGAGGUCUUAUAUUCUUUAUACGUAAUUGUUAUACGUAAAAUAUAAGGAAGUUUAUACACGCAAGGAUAAAUCAUGGUUAGGCUGGACAAGUGUGUGGAAGCGCUGUAUGACAGUGUGACUGCGGACACAAGGAAUAAGAACUUAUCCAUUCUCACUGUCAUGAAAGGGGCGAUAAGCAUGUCAAGAAGUAAAACAGGGGAGUGCAUCUUUCGUACAAACAAAACAGAACGGAAAAAUCUCGAGCGUUUGAUCCGAAUUGAGGGGAGACACGCAAGCUACAGUAUUGCUCAGAUUGAAACGCAGCGGAAAAGUGUGAUCAACCGGUGGUCAAAGGUUCUUGAGAACCAGACCUCGUGCAGUGCGGAAGUUUUGUUUGAAGAGCUUAUGGAUAUCAAUGACGGGAAUGAUAUGAAUCACGAAAUUUCCUUGCACCGUGAAAGUCCUACUCACAGUGAAAGCCCCGAGCCCAAGGAUGUUAAACUUAAAACCUUGAUAGAUAUAAGACUAGCAAAGCUUGAAAAUGAAAAUAACAAUAGUGGUUUUGAGACAGUAAUGGCGGACCGGAAACGUCACAGUCGAUAUAAUCUCGAGAGAAAGGCAGCAGACGACUUGGCUAGUGCUGAUUCAGACACGGAAUUUGUAACCGAGCGUAAAGAUAUUCGGAAUAAAUACUCCGGGGAUGAUGUUGUAAAGCUAGAACCGCCAACAAAAGAUGGCGAUGGCAAAACGGUUCAUAGAAUAGGCCUAACCAAAUCUAGGACUGUACAUUUACCCUCUGUCCGCCGACAUAAUACGGAAGUUGUAUCAAAAUCAGAUGACACACCGGCGCCAGCGUUAGAACGCGACAUGACAGACUGGGGUAACUGGUCGCUGAAAGACAAAUCCUGGAUAAAUGGUUAUCUUCGCCGAGAAAGGACAAGACACGCAGAUUUGAUUAUUAGAAAUGCUUUGAAUAAAAUAGAAACAGACAUGUCCGGAACGCACAAAAUCAGACGACAGCAAAUGCGGCAAAAACUCCAAAACGAAAAGCAGCAACGGGAAGCGGAAAUACGGCGAAAGGAGCGUGCGCAGAAGGAAGCGGAACUGUCACGCGAGAUAGCUUUGUUAUCGUCUGCAAGUGGGAAAAGCACACCAGACAGAGCUAAAGUCGCAAUCAAAACUGUUCCAGUAGUAAAGCGUGUUGUAUUUCAAGAGCCUUUAAAUAUAACUGGGAACCCAGACGGUCAAGAUCCUUUGAGUGUGACUGGAAACUCAGUCAGUCAGAAAACAAAUUUUAGUGUGCAUAAAACGAAUAAAUGUAAAAAACGAUACAAGCCAUUGGCCAACACCUUCAAUCAUUUACCGGUGAUUCAAGAAGGUUCAAGGCUGGUGAAAGUUACAUCUACGUAAUCAUAUAAAAACAUUUUGGGGCCUAUUUUUAAAAUGGCACAUACUUCGACUAAUGAUGACAUUCAAGGUGAUGACCUACACGACAAAGGCUUGCCAAACAAAAAUGCUACGCAAACAUUCAAAUUAGAAAUAUGCACAUCUUAAAUUAUGUUAUAGCUGGGAAUAAUGAUAAGGAGGCUUCCCAAACUUUCAGAUUCCAUCUUCAUGUGCGAAAAGUUUUUCUUUUUUUGUGUGUGUUUUUGUUUUCAUCUUUUUAUCUACAGUAUGAAAUCCUGUAAACUGAAACAUUCUUUAAAGCUUAUUCUAUGAAUUUUGUCUUGUGUUUGUGCAUAUUCUACUUCAUCUUAUUUUCAUGUGUUUUUGUUUGUUUUCAGUCUGCAUGUAAAAAAUGCAAUAAAAAAUAUCUGCAAGAAAAAA